Messenger RNA from Branchiostoma belcheri (Belcher's lancelet), 1332 nucleotides. Its product is annotated as calmodulin-alpha-like. Gene Ontology annotation, molecular function: calcium ion binding; enzyme regulator activity. The record is from RefSeq and is a predicted model, not a curated record. The transcript has 3 exons. The coding region runs from base 1 to 450 and encodes 149 amino acids. NCBI's taxonomy places the organism in Eukaryota, Metazoa, Chordata, Leptocardii, Amphioxiformes, Branchiostomatidae.
AUGGCGGACACACUCACAGAGGACAAAAUCGCGGAGUUGAAGGACGUGUUCUCUCUGUUCGAUCGAGACGGCAGCGGCCACGUCACGUCAGACGAGCUAGGCGAGGUGUUACGUAACUUGGGAGUCCACACAACUAUUGCCGAGCUGCAGGACAUGAUCAACGAAAUGGACGCCGACGGCAGCGGGACGAUAGACUUUCCAGAAUUCCUCAUGGUCAUGGCGAAAAAACAACGUGACGCCGACAACGAGAAAGAAAUCAGAGAAGCGUUUAGGGUUUUCGACAAGGACGGCAAUGGUUUCAUCACGGCGUCCGAGCUGCGGGUAGUGAUGGCGAACCUGGGGGAGAAACUGACAGACGAGGAAGUGGACGAGAUGUUGGACGAGGCGGACAUCGACGGAGACGGCCACAUCAACUACCAGGAGUUCUACGACAUGAUGACGAAAGCCUGAGUCGAUCUCUAGAGUAGUCUCCAAGCAGACGUAGGCGGCUCCGAAUUCUUUUUGAACGUCAUACAUCUGCUUGGAGAUUAGAGCCAAAGGGCAGAGUACCUUCGAACCCUACGUUACACAUGAUGGAUUUUGUUUACACGAUUUUACCUCCUUUGCUGGUAAACAAAGCAACCGUACAGUGAAAACCCGGUCCAUUUUGAAGAUAUCAAAUCAUCCAAAUCAAAUCUAUCAGAUUGGAUCUCCUUAUAUAUUUCAUUUGACUUGGCAUGUGACCGCUUUGUGACGAACUGUGAUAUCAUAAACGCGUUGCAAUCAGACUUGUAUUUUGUAGAUUCUAGAACCGAAUCGAUUGUGACAAAUUAUCGUUCGUAUUUAUAUGGCUGUCUGCUGUUAAAACUAGCUUAAAGCUUGAAUGUUCGCCAAAUCUAGAUUGUCCAUUGGGCACCACCCUUAGGCCUUAGACCAGGCGACCGGACAUGGACGCGUAUGUUGAUUCUUUUAUGACUAGACGAUGUAUAUUAUAUGUAUAUACCUUGGUAUAAAUUGGUGCAUGGUGGUCGUAAUGAAAUGAGCCAUGAUUAUAUUUAACUGUUCAACCUGGGAUUUUCUCUUCGCCACAACUGUGAAAAUCGGUGAGCAAUACGGCAAUAGCUCAAAAGGUACACGAAGUUUCGUACAUUUGUACUUAAAUACCGGUCUGUUUCUUUGCUUGUAUGAGAAUGACUGGCGGGAGAGGCCUUAGAAAACUUCGACGUCAUCCGUAUGGUCUCGUUUGCAACAAAGAGGCUGUAUCUAUAUGCAUAUUGAAGCACCGGGUUGCCAACAUAAUGUUCUAUAUUGAACAUCUAUCUCUGAAUUCACGGUUAAAUAAAAAGGAAUUUG